AUGGCGUUCAGCCCUCGACUGCGAAAUUGGGCACUUUGCCUGGCCGUGCUCGUCAUCUGCGUGUACGCAGCUCCACAGAGCGUGACCGCCGCCGACGCCGCCGCGGAGAGCUUGAGCUUGGAGCAGCUCGAUGAGGAACUGCAGACCUGCUCCGUCGUGCAGCGCCUCAACGCCGCCAAGGCCGCGCACCACGACGCGCAGCCCUCCUCGCUGACCGCGCGCCUCUUCGCCGUGCUCUUCCCCGGCUCGCCGGCCGUCAACGCGCUGCUCGCGACGCUCUACAUCUCCGGGCCGCCCAACUUCCUGCUCGCGCUAUGCCCGACCGACAUCGACCCGGCCGCGCUGUCCGUCAUGGUGGCCUUCGCCGUCGGCGGCCUGCUCGGCGACACGCUCUUCCACCUGCUGCCGGAGAUCUUCGUCGGCGAGGACGACCCGGCGCGUGCCACGUUUGUGCUGGUCGAGCCGAACCGCAACCUGGUGCUGGGGCUGGCCAUCAUGGUCGGCUUCCUGACGUUUGUCGCCAUGGACAAGGGCUUGCGGAUCGCGACGGGCGGCGGCGGAGGAGGGGAGAGGCAUGGGCAUAGUCACUCCCACGCGGCGCUGCCGGCGAGGGAUGAGGGCAUGGCGACGGGUGUGGACGGCAUCGACAGCGGAAGUGUGAGAGUGCGCAAGGGGGGCAAGGCCGGCAAGGAGCUGGCGGCCGUGGUCGAGGCAAAGAAGGAGGUCAACCCAAGCGUCAAGCUCGGCGGCUACCUGAACUUGAUCGCCGACUUUACGCACAACAUCACCGACGGCCUGGCCAUGUCCGCCAGCUUCUACGCCUCUCCGACCAUCGGCGCCACCACCACCGUCGCCGUCUUCUUCCACGAGAUCCCCCACGAGGUCGGCGACUUUGCCCUGCUCGUGCAGUCCGGCUUCUCCAAGCGCGCCGCCAUGGGCUCGCAGUUCGUCACCGCCAUCGGCGCCUUCCUCGGCACGCUCAUCGGCAUCGCCGUGCAGGAGUUUGGCAGCCCCGCGGCCGACGGGGAGACUACGGGAAUGCCUCGGAAUGCCGGCCUCUGGGGUACCAGCUUGACAUGGGGCGAUAUGCUGCUCCCCUUCACUGCUGGCACGUUCCUCUACGUAGGCACCGUCGCAGUCAUCCCGGAACUGCUCGAGACGGGCCCCAACAAGAUGCAGGAGCUGCGCAAGACGUUGACGCAGUUUGCGGCCAUUGCGUUGGGCGCCGGCAUUAUGCUGUACAUCUCAUGGCAUGAUUAA
Cordyceps fumosorosea ARSEF 2679 is the source of this 1260-nucleotide messenger RNA. Its product is annotated as Zinc/iron permease. Gene Ontology annotation, molecular function: zinc ion transmembrane transporter activity. NCBI's taxonomy places the organism in Eukaryota, Fungi, Ascomycota, Sordariomycetes, Hypocreales, Cordycipitaceae. The coding region runs from base 1 to 1260 and encodes 419 amino acids. Gene Ontology annotation, biological process: intracellular zinc ion homeostasis; zinc ion transmembrane transport. Gene Ontology annotation, cellular component: membrane. The record is from RefSeq and is a predicted model, not a curated record. The transcript has 4 exons.